AUGAAGAUUCCCGCUUGCAUUUUUCUUUUCUCAGCUGUCGCUACGGCUCAAAGAGUGAUCGAAACAUCAAGUUUUGGCCAUGGCGCAAUGGUGGCCCCCAGCCGAGAAGGCAUCCCAGGAUGGGACUUGGGAGGAGAAGGACAUUUCCCUCAGAUUCUCUCCAACAAAGUGAUAUUGACACCACCGUACCCUGGCAACACAAGAGGAUUUGCCUGGGCUCAAUCUCCAUUAUCUGAAUCGGAAUGGACGGCUGAGUUUCAAUUCCGAGCCACUGGCGUGGAGAGAGCAGGCGGAAACCUGCAAUUAUGGUAUGCGAAGGAUGGGAAAUCCCAAGUCGGCUCCGCGAGCAUUUACACUGCUGGUCAAUGGGAUGGGUUUGCUCUUGUUGUAGAUACACAUAGCGGCAAGGGAGGUAGCGUUCGAGGCUUCUUGAACGACGGAACCACAGACUACAAGCGUCACAGGAGCGUUGAUAGCCUGGCAUUUGGACAUUGUGAUUACUCUUAUCGUAACCUUGGGCGCCCAUCCGUCAUCCGCAUCAAGCAUACCAGUGCUGUGCUUGAAGUCACAGUUGACGAAAAGCCAUGUUUUUCCACGGAUAAGGUUACCCUCCCCGCUGGAAACACGAUUGGCCUUACUGCUGCCACUCCCGAGAAUCCCGACUCGUUUGAGGUUUUCAAAGUCGUCCUGGAGACUGUCGCUCCAGGGGUUGGAAAAGCUCCCCCAAUCCAGCAACAGUCCAGCAACCAACAGGCUCCUCCACCCCCUCAACAGCGCAACCCACAGGGUCAGGCCGGGUCUGGCGAUCUCAGCUCAAUCAACGCGCAGUUCGUGGAUCUCGGUAGCCGCAUCCAACUUAUUAACCACGCUACCAACAACGUCCUGCGCGAGGUUGGAAACCAAGCGAACAAGCUCGACACAAAACAAGCCGAACUCCUUCAGAAAUUAGCCACGAAGGAACAAGUCGCCGGUCUUGAUGCUCGUCUCCAGAGACUCGAGCAAAUUCUCCUGUCAAUCCAACGAGACCUCGAGGGCAAGGAUUACCGCGACAAGUUCAACCAGCUGCACGAGACUUUGAGAUCCUCGCACCUUAGCCUGGCAGAUAACAUCAAGGACAAUUUGCUCAGCGUCAUCACAGCCUCGACACCUCGCAUGGGCUUCUUCAUCUUCCUUGUUAUCGCAUUCCAAGUCCUCCUCGCUGGUUCAUACAUCAUUUAUAAGCGGCGCCGUGCCAACAUGCCCAAGAAAUUCCUUUGA
Molecule: messenger RNA, 1257 nt
Organism: Aspergillus calidoustus
Lineage: Eukaryota; Fungi; Ascomycota; Eurotiomycetes; Eurotiales; Aspergillaceae
Source: the annotation of a GenBank genome assembly